AAAAUAACUGGGCGGUGGAGGGACACAGAGAGUAAUGGAUGAGGAUCUAUGUUAUUAUCUGGACAACUGGAAGAGAUGGAGACAAUCCAGGCCGUUCUCUUAUUCCUCGUGUUCGGAGGCCUCAAGUAUACAAAUGUGGAAUCUGCCGUGUUGAACGUGACUCUGCAGGGUCUCGCCUUUCAGUCCAGCUCAGUCUCAGGACAGGGAGAAGCUCACUUAGCAAUAGAUGGCAACACAAAUACCGAUUUUUUGAAAGGGUCCUGCAGUCAGACGACCAACGAGUACCAGCCAUGGUGGACUGUGGACCUAAGACGUGGCUACUAUAUCUCCAAUGUCACCAUCACUAGCCAACUUGCAACCACAACUCAGGUGCCCUGGGCUGAGAUCCAUGUGGGUGAGAGUCUGGAAAACUAUGGUGUGUAUAACCCAAGCUGCUCGGUCAUCUCCUCUAUGCGUGCAGGAACAACAACGACCUUUCCAUGUGGCGGGAUCUAUGGACGGUAUGUCACUGUGGUCAUACCGAGCCGCACUGAUACCUUAACCCUGUGUGAGGUUCAGGUGGGAACCCUGAAUGUACCAGAUCGGCAGCUCGGACUGAUGAUCACGAGCACAUCAACUCCUGGAACAAAUGUCUUACAAAGCGCAGAAAUAAUGCAGGCGCUCCGGGAGAACAUCAAGACUGACAACCGGGUCCUGGGCAUGGGCAUUGACAACGUCCUGCAGAGAGUGAACCAGACCUGUAUCCCUGUGAGGACAGCGAGUACUGCCGCCUGAUAAUAUCUUCAGCAUCAUCUAUACAUACAUAAAGAGUAUGUAAAAAAAAAAAAAAAAAAAUAGAAACUAAUAGAAAAAUAGAAAAUAAAUAGAAACAAGAAAGAAUGCUAAAGAAAAAUACAUAUAGAUGCAAUAAAACUGUA
Hyla sarda is the source of this 917-nucleotide messenger RNA. Its product is annotated as fucolectin-1-like. The coding region runs from base 49 to 774 and encodes 241 amino acids. NCBI's taxonomy places the organism in Eukaryota, Metazoa, Chordata, Amphibia, Anura, Hylidae. The transcript has 7 exons. The record is from RefSeq and is a predicted model, not a curated record.